AUGUCAAAUUCUUUUGCAGAUGAACUUCGUAAAAUCCCAUUUGUUACACGCGUAGUCUGCGCGUCGUCCCUCAGUGUUACACUUUCUUGCAUCAUGCAAUUAGUUCCACCAUACAAGGUCUUAUUUAUCAGGGAGUAUGUCAUCCAACGGUGGGAGAUUUGGAGACCAUUUACUAGUCUAUUCCUUGGAACUAUGAAAUUCGAAUAUAUAUUCGAAUUAUUUAUGCUGUAUCGUAAUUCCAACAGUCUCGAGACGCAACACUACGCCCGUCGUUCUGCUGAUUACGCGUGGCAGCUUUUCCUAGCUACGAUCGGCAUUCUUAUCGUCAACAUCCCACUACAAUCUGUCGUCCACAGCCGUCCUCUCUUGCACACCCUCACCUACCUCGUCUCUUCCCUUUCACCACCAGGCUCUCAAGCCUCAAUUAUGGGUCUCAUAACCAUCCCCGUCACUUAUUUCCCGUAUGCCAUGCUAGGCAUGGAUUUGUUGAUGGGCGGAACCGGAGCUGCAGCACAGGGAGUUAGUGGGAUGAUCGUAGGCCACUUAUGGUGGUGGUUCGUAUGGGGCUCUGGAACUGGUGCUGGUGGUGCAGAACAGGGGCGCUUGGCAGGUUAUGGGCAGGCUCCAGGAUGGUUGCGAAACUGGUUCGGAGAAACUAGUAUUACGCCCAGUACUGGCAUGCACCGAGACGGUGUGACAUCUUACGCACCAAGACGAAGGGCAGAAGAAAGCGCUGGCGCCCCAAGAACUGGAUACAACUGGGGUUCAGGACACCGGCUAGGAGAUUCGUAA
Serpula lacrymans var. lacrymans S7.9 is the source of this 792-nucleotide messenger RNA. RefSeq lists its product as uncharacterized. Gene Ontology annotation, molecular function: misfolded protein binding; ubiquitin-specific protease binding. The transcript has 5 exons. The coding region runs from base 1 to 792 and encodes 263 amino acids. Gene Ontology annotation, cellular component: Hrd1p ubiquitin ligase ERAD-L complex; endoplasmic reticulum membrane. The record is from RefSeq and is a predicted model, not a curated record. Lineage: Eukaryota; Fungi; Basidiomycota; Agaricomycetes; Boletales; Serpulaceae. Gene Ontology annotation, biological process: endoplasmic reticulum unfolded protein response.